Fusarium falciforme is the source of this 2700-nucleotide messenger RNA. RefSeq lists its product as hypothetical. NCBI's taxonomy places the organism in Eukaryota, Fungi, Ascomycota, Sordariomycetes, Hypocreales, Nectriaceae. The record is from RefSeq and is a predicted model, not a curated record. The transcript is spliced from 12 exons. Bases 1 to 2700 code for a protein of 899 amino acids. Gene Ontology annotation, molecular function: ATP binding; ATP-dependent chromatin remodeler activity.
AUGGAUCCUCGGAGGAGGAAGCGACGCCGGUCAGACGAUGAAAGCAGACCGGAGAUUGCAGUUCUUGAGACACGGUCAUUCCAUUCUAUUCAACAAAACUCAAUUGCGCUCACUGGGGGCUCGGCAGUGCCCCGAAGGUUCUCGCCGUGGAUCGAGCUUUCGUCAACGGAGAUGUCAUCACCAGUCGUCACGGAUCCCCAAUACUGGGUCGAGGCCGACUUGUCCUUAGUUACCCCGAUGGAAACCUCGCAUGCUCGACAUAGUGCAGUUCUGAUCGACCCUACAACUCUACAAACUUCAUCUUCGGGUGCUCCAACAAGCAUAAGCGAGAGCACGAACCUAUUUCGACAACAGAACGAGUUUAUUUUACGAGAGACUACUUCUCAAUACACUCCGACGAUGAUGGAUUGGCAACAAACCAGGCGGCAAGCUUUCGGGACAAUCGAAGGCGUCUCCAGUGAGAGUUACUAUGUGGGAGGAUCCCUCAUCAAGUCCACUGCCGAGAUUGACAAUACACAGAGGUCGACAGGAUCCUCUUCGGUAAGUCAGGUCGAGGUCGGGGCUGAAGGGGAUCUCGUGUGCUAUGGCAUGGUGGUCGGGUUCCAUGGAAAUUAUACCAAGCCUAGUUGGCAGCAUGACCGGGGUGAAUUUCCUGUGACCAUCGAGUCUAGUCACAGAUUCGCCGCUGUUUCAAACACCGAGCUUCAUGGCACAUUCGCUUCAGAAUUCGUUGACAUCAUUCAAGCACUGCUGGACGUACCUAGCCUGCAAUUCCAGGUCACCUGCACCGUUGACGAUAUUCCUUCUCAGCCUGCCAUGAUAACGUCCAGACUUGGGCCGGUGUCGGUGCCAUGCGCACUUUCAGUCAUUGUUUAUGGGCCUAAGGACAUGUGCGAGAAUGUAGGGGACUUCUUUCAGGAUAUCGACAUGUACUUGCAAGACCCCAAACGCUGUAACUUGGACGUCAAGUACUGCAAUCCUCAUCGUCUCUCAUCGCUCAAAGUCGAUGAGUGCCCGAUGACGUCUGCCCUGGAUGCAAGUGUUAUGCACCUUGAUACGGCUCUCUUUGAGAACGUAUCUCGUGAGACUGGCCUUUUGGACAUCUUCGACUACAGGCAAAACUUGCCUGAAACCCCUCAACCAGAAGCAAUUCUCACUUGCCUUAAGAAGCAUCAAAAACAGGCAUUGACCUUUCUGCUGCAACGAGAAGCUGGCUGGAACUUGGACCCUCGCUCAGCCGACUUCUGGGACCUAAGACAAACGAGUCAAGCAAUAUGCUUCAUCAACAGGGUUUCUAAAUCAUGUCAUCCUAAUGAACCUCCCGAGUUUCGCGGCGGCAUCGUUGCUGAUCCCAUGGGUCUGGGCAAAACUUUGACCAUGAUUUCCCUGAUAGCAACAGACAAAGGCCAGGUUGUCCGCAACCAAAUCUCACCUAUGUCCACUUUGAGAUCCAUGCCUUCACUGAUCCUUGUCCCGCCACCUCUUCUCGACACUUGGGAGGAGCAGUUAUCCCAGCACGUUAGACGAGGUGAAUUAACCUGGCGACGGCACUACGGAAAGGAGAGGCUCACCGAAACGGACAACUUGACCCAGUGGGAUAUUAUCUUAUCAACGUAUCAUACUGUAACUGCAGACUGGGUUGGCGGACAAAGAGCCGGGAGCAACACUAUCUUCUCCACUAUGUGGAAGCGGAUUAUCCUGGAUGAAGCCCAUGUGAUCCGGAACACACAAUCCCAAAUGUCCAAGGCUGUAUGCACCCUCGAUGCUGCGGCGAGGUGGGCGGUCACCGGCACGCCAAUCCAGAAUCGCAUCGGGGACCUUGCAGCUCUCCUAAAGUUUAUCCGAGCACAUCCCUACGACGAAGCCAAGCGCUUUGAGUUGGAUAUUGGACAGAUGUGGAAGACCGGAGAUAUCAAGGAGGCGGCCAGAAGACUCAAGGAUCUUUCAAGCGGCUUGAUUCUCCGGCGGCAAAAGACAGUCAUCGACCUUCCCCCAAGGAAAGAUCUGAAAUGUCGAGUGGAUUUCAGUCCUGCUGAAAGGAAGUUCUACGACAAGUUGAGGCAUCAAGCCAUUACCAGAAUGGAGGAAGCCUUCAGCGACGGGGACGGUGGAUCAGCAUCAGAUUCAUACAUUACAGUCAUCCAGAAGAUCAAUGCCCUGCGGAUGGUAUGCAACUUGGGUCUACACUAUGACUCUAGACACGACCUGGCAGCCAAGGAAGAGUCCACCGACGACUCCAAGGAUUGGUCUACUAACGCACAACAGGCUUUUGACUUUCAGCGAGAGAUCGUGGUCUUCACAAGCUGGAGAAUGACUCUAGAUCUUGUCGCCAUUGGAUUAGAUCAAGCGCACAUACGCUACGUGCGGUUUGACGGGAACGUUCCUCAGAAGCAGAGGUCCUCUGUGAUCGAAAAGUUCAAGAAAGACCCACUGACACUCACCGAAGCAUCUCGAGCCUUUCUCAUCGAGCCACACUGGAACCCAACUCUUGAGGAACAGGCGCUAGCCAGAGUUCACAGACUGGGCCAACAAAGGGAAGUUACCACGGUUCGAUUUUUCGUGAAGGACACAUUUGAAGAGCGAGUCUUGGAUGUUCAAAAGUCAAAGAAAAAGUUGGAGGAGGUUUUGUUGGUUCCGAAAGGCGAACGGGGACCAAAUGACAGCCUUAGUUGCCUCGAGGGCCUUCGGUCUCUUGUCUAG